AUGGACGCGAACAAGGCGGUUUUGCCGUCGGCAUCGUCUGCAGCCGGCGCUGCGUCUGCGGCGUCAAAGAUGCCUCGCUACACCUAUUAUCUGUCCAACUAUCAGUACCUGGCUCCUUCGGUGAAUCACACGUUUUCUGCGGAUGACGACAAGAGCCACAGCCUUUCCCCGAAAUUCGGCACUGAUGCCACGUGCGACGAUGCUUCUUCGACCUUCGGUGAUCCCCAGCCUUCUUACGUCGGACCUGCGCUGCUGUCUAGCCAUACCCAGGCCACCGCCCACGUUGGCGUCGUUACCAGUGGAAGGUCAAUGGCUUCCGAGAGUAACUACGGGAUGGGCGAGAUCUCUCCACGUUUCGGCAGGUCUGAAGGUACAAGCUCGUCGUCUGAUCGCCGGAUUGGGAGCAAGGUUGGCUCCGUUGACGCGGAAGAUGAACUCGGCUGCGCCAGCGUUGCUGAUGAGUACAGCGGCGACUUCUCCGAGGCGUCCGCGCGUAUGGAGGAACAGCGCAACCUUAAUACCGGUUUGUACAUGGGCCACCCACUAGCUGCGAAGAUGGAGCGCUGGAUGGCAAAGUACGCGUGCGGCAACAUGGAGGAGUUUCGUCGGAGGCAGAAGGAGCACAUGCGCACCCUUUGGCGCGGCACCAACCGUGGCGAAUCGUUAGACGAAUUUCCCAUUCGUUGUGUGUUCCCCUGGGGCGAGACUGCGUCGGAGGGAAACUUCGAUCCGCUGUACAUCAAGGUAGGGGACGUGCUUGUGCGUCGUUAUUAUGUAUCUGAAAUUUUGGGCAACACGGCGUUUUCUGUGGUUCUGCGCGCCCGGGACGACCGCGAUGGUGGAGAGGUGUGCUUGAAGAUAAGCAUGCCAGACACGGUGAACCAAGCCAUCGAUGAGAUCAACCUGCUGAAGAUCCUCAACACCACCAACCCUAAAGAAUCGCGGGCGAUAGUGCAACUAAAAGAUUAUUUCUACUACAAGGGGUGCGUGUUUUUGAUCCUUGAGAUUCUGGGACCAAAUCUGUACGAAUCCUCACGGGAGUUGUACAGGAGGUGCAAGGGUCCUAUGUGUAUGCCCGGCGAGCGGCCCCCUAGGAUGGUCCCCGCUGAGAAGGCAGGGUGGUCGUUGAGUACCAUCCGCAAGGUCACCGUGGACAUUCUUAGGUCGUUAAAGUACAUGCACAGUUUGGGUAUCAUCAACUGUGAUCUGAAGCCGGAGAACAUCGUGCUGAACAACGGUUUGGAGUCGCCUAUCGUGAAGCUGAUCGACUUCGGCUCUAGCUGCUACAUUCAAGAGCGCCUGAACAAUUACGUGCAGAGCCGCUCAUACCGCGCGCCUGAGGUGAUUCUGGGCCUCCCCUACGACACGCAGAUCGACCUUUGGAGUUUGGGGUGCGUGCUGUGCGAGAUGUACAUGCAGCGCAUCUUGUUCCCCAGCGACAACAACGCAACGUUGAUGGCGUCGAUGAUAAGUCUCCUGGGUGUGCCGCCGGUUUACCUCCUGGAACACAAGAUGAACAGCACAUUCAUGGUGCUGCCGAACGGCAACGUAGCGGACUUGGGCGUGAGCUCCGACAUCCUCAAAGGCCAGCAAAAGGCGAUGCACUCCGAUUAUCAGUCGUCGUUGCAGUGCAACAUCUCCGUGAGCAACUCCUCUCGCGGCUCGGCUGUUGGAGCGCAGCUGGGUAGCAAGGCCGACAUCAACAUGCAUGCCGACUACGACUCCAUGAUUGACCUGAACGAAAGCAACGACUCCAACGGAUCCCCGGAGUACACGAACAUAACGCCGCGGAAGUACUCCAUAAUGCAGGAAGCGGUGGUGUCGCGGCGCAGCGGCGUUGCCCGUCUGCACCGGGUGAAUAAGGGCAUAAAACUAGACUUUGGGCACGGCCGAUCCAAGGCGAAGUGCGUGCGUAUUAUCGAGCCUUCUAGGUGUUCAAUCGAUGAGAUGCUCAGCACAUCAACUUCACCCGCGCUGGAAGCCUUCGGCGACUUCAUCAAGGGGCUGUUGCAGUACGAUCCGCUGGAGCGUCUGACAGCUUCCACCGCGCUUUCGCACAGGUUUAUAACCCAAUUGCAGUAA
Molecule: messenger RNA, 2082 nt
Organism: Babesia bigemina
Lineage: Eukaryota; Apicomplexa; Aconoidasida; Piroplasmida; Babesiidae
Product: protein kinase domain containing protein, putative
Exons: 1
Coding region: 1-2082 (693 amino acids)
Biological process (GO): peptidyl-serine phosphorylation; peptidyl-threonine phosphorylation
Cellular component (GO): cytoplasm
Molecular function (GO): protein serine/threonine kinase activity; ATP binding; protein tyrosine kinase activity
Source: RefSeq, a predicted model, not a curated record